Messenger RNA from Anthonomus grandis grandis, 2472 nucleotides. It is a transcript of the gene P5CDh1, whose product is annotated as delta-1-pyrroline-5-carboxylate dehydrogenase, mitochondrial. The coding region runs from base 154 to 1860 and encodes 568 amino acids. The transcript has 9 exons. Gene Ontology annotation, molecular function: L-glutamate gamma-semialdehyde dehydrogenase (NAD+) activity. Gene Ontology annotation, cellular component: mitochondrial matrix. The record is from RefSeq and is a predicted model, not a curated record. NCBI's taxonomy places the organism in Eukaryota, Metazoa, Arthropoda, Insecta, Coleoptera, Curculionidae.
AUGUCACUUUCGUCAAAGUCGAAGUGAGUGAGAUCGCGUAACUUUUUGGGUAUCAAAUGCGAAGGGAAAUUAAUAAUAUCGUGUAAUUAAACCGAUAAAUUGGUGCUGGAAUCUCGGAAUUUAAUCAGAAAAGUGAAGAACUCUUAUGUAAAUAUGUUAUCGGUUUGUAAACAGAGUUUCUCUCAAUCUUUGCAAAGAUCUGCUGUAAGAUGUUUGGGGUCUGUCGUACCAGAGGUGCGAGUGGAGGAUUUCGGACCUAAAAAUGAACCUGUCCUAAAUUACCUUAAAGGCUCCCCUGAAAGGGCCGAACUGGAAAAGGCCUUGAAUGAAACUGCCAAUAAAACUGAAGAUGUCCCCAUUGUUAUUGGCGAUAAAGAGUUUAAGACUAGCGAUGUGCGGUAUCAGGUUAUGCCGCACAACCAUAAAAAACAAAUAGCCAAAUUUUACUAUGCCGACGCGAAGUUGAUCAAACAAGCGAUAGACGUGGCCCGGGAAACCCAGCAAAAAUGGGAUAAAACAACAGUGGCGGAACGGUUUAGGAUUUGGGACAAGGCAGCGGACCUGAUGGCCGGCAAAUACAGGGCGAAAUUGAACGCCGCCACAAUGUUGGGCCAGGCCAAGACCGUUAUUCAAGCGGAGAUCGAUUCGGCCGCCGAGUUGAUCGAUUUCUUCAGACUUAACGCGUAUUUCCUAAAAGAAGCCACCAAAUAUCAACCGAUUUCCGAAAAUCCCAAAGUGACGAAGAACUCGAUGCGUUACCGCGGUAUCGAUGGAUUUGUCGCGGCCGUUUCGCCAUUUAAUUUCACUGCCAUCGGUGGGAAUUUAGCUUAUACGCCUGCUUUAAUGGGUAACGCAGUUUUGUGGAAACCCAGCGACACCGCCCUCUUAUCCAACUGGGUGAACUUUAAAAUCUGUUUGGAGGCCGGAGUACCACCGGGCGUGGUCAAUUUCGUUCCUUCGGACGGUCCAGUGUUUGGAGAUACCAUCACCGCGUCCCCUCACUUGGCCGGAAUCAACUUUACCGGAAGUGUGCCUACUUUUACCCGCUUAUGGAAACAAGUGGGAAACAACAUCGGCAUCUACAAAAAUUUCCCAAGACUAAUCGGAGAAUGCGGCGGUAAAAAUUAUCAUUUCGUUCAUCCGAGUGCGGACCCCACCACCGUAAUUAACGGAACUAUUCGGAGCGCUUUCGAAUUUUGCGGCCAAAAAUGCAGCGCUUGCAGCAGAAUGUAUGUUCCUGAAUCGUUGUGGCCCAAAAUUAAGGAAGGUUUAUUGUCGAAACGAUCCGAAUUGAAAAUUGGGGACCCUACUGACUACGGUAGCUUUACGUCGGCUGUGAUAGAUGAUAAAGCAUUUAAGAGGAUCACCGGAUACAUCGACCACGCCAAGAAAUCCUCCAAUUUGGAGAUCAUUGGCGGAGGAAAAUAUGACGAUAGCACCGGUUACUUCAUCGAACCAACGAUCGUGCAAACGAAAGACCCGCUAGACAAAAUUAUGACAGAAGAAAUUUUCGGGCCGGUGCUCACCAUUUACGUGUAUCCCGACAGUAAAGUAAAAGACACGUUGGGACUGGUCGGAAAUUCCACUCAAUUCGCUUUAACCGGGGCCGUGUUUGCACAAGACGAAGCAUUCCUUAAAUCUGCCAUUGACGAGCUGAAAAUGACCGCCGGUAAUUUCUACGUUAACGACAAAUCUACGGGCAGUGUUGUCGGUCAGCAACCGUUCGGUGGUGCUAGGAUGUCAGGUACUAACGAUAAAGCUGGCGGACCACACUACGCCCUCAGAUGGGGCAACCCUCAAGCAAUUAAGGAGACGUUUGUGCCACUCACCGAGGUGGACUAUCCUUACAUGAAACAAUAAAUCAAUAUUCGAAAAAAACACUAAACAAUUAUCCCGGUUUAGUCCCCUAUUAUAACAGUUUACGGUUUAAAAGUAAGUUAUGUGAUAGAUGAUAUUGUUUUGUUAUAAAAUUAUUUAUGUAUGUUUUAAGUUUAAACGUGGUUCCUUAGUAUUCCUUUUUUUUUGAUUAAUUCAAAAUAAUCCUUAGAUUGCAUAUAUAGUUAGAAAAAUAAUAAUGACAAUAUUAAUGUUAUUGUGCGUAAAAACCGUAAAUUAUGCAACACACAGUUUGAAGGUGUUGUUCUUCAAUGUGUGGUAUUUAGGUAAUAAAUAAAUAUCCUGUAUCUCGAGGAGGAGUAUUAUAAACACUGUUAUCUAGUGUACAUUUUAAUUUGCAUGUGCUGUUUUUUUUUCGGCCUCUUAAUCACUGAAAAGUAACUAUUUUUGUACCUAUUCUAGUCCAACAGUUUUGUUGCACAUUUUUUCAUAAAUCAAGGGAGGAGGUCUCUUUUUCAAUUUUUCUUAUUUUGAUCUUAAGUAUUUUCUUUCUUUUAUAGGUCGAACCUGUCAAUAUUAUUUGUAAGUAUUUUAUUGUAAAAUUUCAGGUAGCAAUAAAAUUGCUUUGUUAAUGUC